AUGGGACCUUUCCCAUCUUCCUAUGGAAACCUAUACAUUUUUGUGGCUGUCGACUAUGUAUCUAAGUGGGUAGAGGCUUUGGCCAGUCCCACUAAUGAUGCAAAGGUCGUCCCGAAGAUGUUCAAGUCAGUGAUCUUCCCUCGGUUUGGUGUGCCAAGAGUUACAAGCUCGAGAAGUUACUUAGGAAGCAAAAAGCCCAAGAGAUGGCCGACGAAGCAGCUCGCGCUCACGCCGCCUGAAGUGGCUCGAGCUAAUGAAGAAGGAAGAGAUCCACCUCCUCCUCCUAAUCCACAAGAUCCUGCUGGGGAUGUCAAUGUGCAACCUCAAGCCGACGUUCAAACAAUCGGAGACUAUGACUCUGCCGAUGCUUCUUCACGGAUAGAAACCCUAUCCAUCCACCACUUCCUGCAAGGAAUGACUAUGAGAUCAAGCCUCAGAUCAUAG
Microthlaspi erraticum is the source of this 444-nucleotide messenger RNA. The record is from the annotation of a GenBank genome assembly. Lineage: Eukaryota; Viridiplantae; Streptophyta; Magnoliopsida; Brassicales; Brassicaceae.